This is a messenger RNA of Ipomoea nil (Japanese morning glory), 2838 nucleotides long. Its product is annotated as nuclear pore complex protein NUP62-like. Gene Ontology annotation, biological process: RNA export from nucleus; protein import into nucleus. The transcript has 10 exons. The coding region runs from base 208 to 2529 and encodes 773 amino acids. The record is from RefSeq and is a predicted model, not a curated record. Gene Ontology annotation, molecular function: phospholipid binding; structural constituent of nuclear pore. Gene Ontology annotation, cellular component: nuclear pore; nuclear pore central transport channel. Lineage: Eukaryota; Viridiplantae; Streptophyta; Magnoliopsida; Solanales; Convolvulaceae.
CUCAUUUGGUCAUUUCCCCUAAAAAUUUAAAUCCCUAAUCUCUCUGACUCACUCUCUGCUCUCUGCGAAGGCGAUUAGGCAAAGCGGAAGUGGAACGCCGGAACUGCCGACUGCGAACUCCGAGUUUCCGACCAGCGACCGGCGACCUACGCGCUGCCAGCUCCGGUCUCUCUCCCUACUGGCUACUGCGGUGUACUGACUUCUACAAUGGCCACGGGCUUCUCUUUUUCCAACUCUUCAUCAUCUUCCUCACCUUUAUCCUUCACCUCAACCCCUAGUGCCGCUGCCACCACCUCAUCCUCGUCCCCAUUUGGGUUUUCUAUGUCAAACCCUAGCUUCGCUACUUCAUCCACCAGUUUUGGAUUUGGCACUGCCUCUUCUGCUCCCGCAUUUUCUUUUGGUUCUUCUGCUGCCACAACUUCAUCUGUUACUACUGGUACUACUUUGCCAUUUGGACCUAGUGUGGGUACCACUCCAACCAUAUUUGGAGCUAAUUCCAGUUCCGGAGCAUCAGCAUUUGGAUCUGGUGUGGUUACCACUUCUUUUGGUUCUUCUGCCACCACAGCUUCAUCUGCUACUACAGGUUCUACUUCACCAUUUGGAUCUGGCGCGUUUACCACUUCCAAUGCAUUUGGAGCUUCUUUGGGUUCUGGAUCUUCAACAAAUUUAUUUGGAUCUGCUUCUUCCCUCCAGACCACAACCUCCGUUAGUUCCCCAAUGUUUGGAGCAACAACUUCUUUUGGAGCUUCUACACCUUUUGGGUCUUCCUCAGGCUCAUCAAGUUUGUUUGGUGCAGGUUUGGGCUCUGGAUCUUCAUCUAAUUCAGGUACAGUGCCCUCUACUGUAUCACCGUUUGGGACAUCAGCUCCUGCUUUUGGAGCAUCAUCAGCUUUGUCAACCCCUGUAUUUUCGGUAUCUUCAGCUUCAAGCUCAGCUUCUUCUGCCUCUGGUUUUCUGUUUCCCACCACAGCAGCUGGCAGUUUGCCAUCAUCUUCGUUUUCAUCUACAGGCGUUGUGUCUUCAGCAUCAACAGCAUCAUUUUCCAGUGCUUCCUUCCCAAGCUCAGGAUCUUCUGCGCCAUCAUUUUCUUUCCCAACAGCUUCCACCACAAGUUCAGCAUCUUCGGCACCAGCAUUUUCUUUGCCCAACACCUCAAGUGUGACUUCAACGCCUUCCAUGCCAGCAUUCUCGUUAUCCAGUGCUUCAAUUUUGAGUUCGACAGCAUCUGCUGCACCUACAUUUUCAUUUUCCAUUACUCCUGGCUCAAGCUCCUCAGCAUCUUCUGCAUCUUCAUCACCCUUCUUGUCCACUUCGGGCUCAACAUUUUCAUUUUCAAAUGUGGCUGGAACUGCUUCAACCACUUCAGUUUCUUCCGUCACAAUUCCUAGCUUGAAUUCAUCAUCUUCGGGUGUAUCUGCCUUUUCGUUUGGGACUUCAUCUAGUCUUCAAACAUCAACAUUAGUGUCAGCUACCUCGAGUAGUGUAGCUUCAAAGCCUGCUGCUUUAAACCUUUCAACUGUUUCAUCACCUCAGUUUUCAACAGUUACUACAACCGCCAGUGCUUCAAUUCCUGCUGGUAGUGUGGCAUCUUCUGCUGCUUCUAGCACUGGUUUGUCUUCGACAUUUCCUGCUGUUGCUGGUUCUUCUUCUUCAGCUACUAGUGCAACUGCUAUUUCUGGUUUUAGUACCACAAAUGCACCUUCAUUUACUGUGCCUGCGAGCUCUUUUUCAAUGUCUUUAAAAACACCAUCAACUGCUCCAUCUUCACAACCGCAGUCAAGUUCAUUACCAAUCCUUGGUGGAUUCACUUCUAAUUCCACUUCUGCUGCUCAAACAGCAUCUGCUCCAAUAGCAACAACUAGUAGUGGGACUACGCUGAGUACAAGUGCUGCAACAGGGACCUCACCUAAGUUACCAUCUGAAAUUACUGGAAAAACUAUAGAGGAGGUCAUCAAGGAAUGGAAUGCAGAGCUGCAGGAUCGCACGACAAAUUUCCGAAAGCAAGCCAAUGCAAUUGCUGAAUGGGACAGGAGGAUCUUACAAAACCGUGAUGUCCUCCUUAAGCUUGAGAGUGAAGUUGCAAAGGUUGUUGAGACACAGGCUAGCCUAGAUCGACAUCUUGAGUUAAUUGAGACACAUCAAGAUGAGGUUGACAAGGCAUUGCAGAGUAUGGAAGAAGAAGCUGAACGGAUAUAUAAAGAUGAGCGUGAAAUGCUUCUUGAUGAUGAAGCUGCAUAUACAAGAGAUGCAAUGUAUGAACAGGCAGAAUUUGUAGAGAGGGAAAUGGAAAAGAUGAUGGAGCAGAUAAAGUUGAUCAUUAAUUCUCUUAAUGCAAACCAGGGUGGAGAACUAACCGAUGGCGUGAAUCCACUUGAUGUUGUUGUCCGCAUUUUGAACAAUCAGUUGAGUUCACUGGUCUGGAUUGAUGAAAAGGCUGAGGAUCUCUCUUCACGUAUUCAGACGCUUGCAAGGCAAGGCUCUUCUGCAGAUCGUGGAUUGACAGGACCCCGGUUUUUGUUUACCAAUUGAACAAAGUAGAAGCUUUGUCCAAAAUGCUUAAUAUCCGGUGGUUGUGGAGAUUUCGUAAAUAGUUCCGCCCCUAUUGACUGUUGAGAACGCAUAUGAUCAUCGCUCUUUUUUACUUCUUAUGUUGUAGUUUUGGGUUUUCCCCUUCAAAGGAAUAGUGCUUUGACGAAAUGCUAAUUUGUAGUAAGAAACCUAAUUACUUUGGCCCAAUUUUGAAGAUUUUGAGCCACCGCAAUCUGUACUUGUAACAUGAUGAAACAUGUUGGACGGCUAUGUUGCAUGGAAAUUUCAAGAGGCAUUUGGUUCAGUUAA